AGCCGCCUUGGCUCAGGAUGUGCCGGCCCGACGGCCCCGGGAAGCCGGUGCUGCCAGCUCCUGCGCACCGGCCCGGCAGCCGCAAUGCGGCUGCGUCGGGCCGGAGCUGGACGAGUGCUGCUCGCGCUGGCCCUCCUCGGCUCCUCGGCGCCGGUCCCGCUGUGCUCCCUGGCGCCCUUGCCGCUGGCGGCCCCAGCCGCCCGCCGUGGCGCGGCGUGCGCCAGGUGGCGGCGGCGGCCCACAGCGGCUAGGUGCGCGGCGCCGGGGGCGGCGCCGGAGCCCGCCGGCGCGGCGGCCGCCGCGCCCGAGCAGGGCUUCUACGAGGUCCUCGGGGUGGCCGUGGACGCCGACGCCGCCACGCUCAAGGCGGCGUACCGUCAGGCCGCGAGGGCCGCGCACCCGGACCUGGCCGACCCAGGCGAGCGCGAGCGGAUGCAGGAGCGGUUCGAGGCCGUCAACAGGGCGUUCGAGGUCCUCUCCGAUCCCGAGAAGAGGCUGGCCUACGACCUGCGCGGGCUGGCCGGCCUCGCGGAGUUCGAGUUCGACGGGGAGAGGAGCACCACUCCAGGGCAACGUCUAGGGGGAGUGAAGGGCACACUGGGCACCACUUUUGGAAGCGCGAGGACUACUUCGUGGGGCUGAUGAUGGAGACCAUCGACAUCCCCGUGAAGGACAUCCGCGAAGCCUAUGCCGAGGCUACUAAGGAUCCCGUUGGCGUGGGCCAGGCGGUCCUCGUGAAGAGGACGGAGGAAAAGCGGGCCUUGAAGAUUGUCGAGGCGCUCGAGGAGUUCGGCCUGGCAUGCUUGGCCGAGGAGGUCGAGGAGGAGAACGUGGACGAGGUGGACGUGUCAGCCUCAUACUAGCCCGUUUUGGGGGGAGAUGCAUUGCGGUGGCCAGACAGCGCAGGCUUUUCUGCCCAGACAAGGCCAUCGCAUUCGUUCCCCUCCUGUCUUGCCGACUCGGUCAGCACAGAUCGCUGGUCAGGCCGCCCUUGUCACCCAGAAUUUCCGCGAGCCCGUGCAAAAUCGUAGCUUGGUUCAUGGACAUGCAGCAUGACAGUUCUUCUGUGGGGCGUUCCAUGAUGGCCUCGCGUUCGACGGAUGAAGAAGGUGCGCCCUCGGCGG
This is a messenger RNA of Prorocentrum cordatum, 1124 nucleotides long. The record is from the annotation of a GenBank genome assembly. Lineage: Eukaryota; Dinophyceae; Prorocentrales; Prorocentraceae.